AUGGGAUGCCGUAUACAUCUUAGCGUUGCAGAUAUUUACGCUUGUGGUCACCCUUGCCUCACGCUAGAGACUCUCCUCUGGAGCCGUGAAAUUCAUGAUUUUCAUAUGCUUGUCAACUUUCAUAGAGUUGAUGUGGACAAAAGUGGGGCUUCCGUCUCGUCGACUGGAGGCUAUGCCUUUAAUCGUCUCUCUCAGUUGAGCUGGAUCCUCCUCUACUCGGUGGGAAAGAUAAGUAUCAAUCCGUCAGAGCGUUAG
Protopolystoma xenopodis is the source of this 255-nucleotide messenger RNA. Lineage: Eukaryota; Metazoa; Platyhelminthes; Monogenea; Polystomatidea; Polystomatidae. The record is from the annotation of a GenBank genome assembly.